Messenger RNA from Metschnikowia bicuspidata var. bicuspidata NRRL YB-4993, 3599 nucleotides. RefSeq names its product histone methyltransferase (gene SET1). NCBI's taxonomy places the organism in Eukaryota, Fungi, Ascomycota, Pichiomycetes, Serinales, Metschnikowiaceae. The record is from RefSeq and is a predicted model, not a curated record. Gene Ontology annotation, cellular component: Set1C/COMPASS complex. Gene Ontology annotation, molecular function: protein binding; histone H3K4 methyltransferase activity. The transcript has a single exon. The annotation marks the transcript as partial.
AACAAAACCUCACCCAAUCAGGGAAAAUCCGGUCCAUCUCCUGAUAAAAAAUUGGAGACUGAGUAUUGCUGGUCUGUUCAUACUGUCGUCUAGCUGUGGUAUACCAACACACAGAAAGCUUACUUUACUAUAGCGAUUAUCGCCAUUUUCUUGUACGCAUACACAAGCUAAACAUACUGUAUAGACAUGUCCUUACAACGAAGCAGAGGGGGUGGAAGGAACAGACCUCGGUCAUAUGGACCCUCGAAAUCAGCCCUGUCACGGGCAUCAUACUUUACCGAUGAGCGGUAUUCCCAGAGUAGUGGUCUAGAUGCUGAUUCUAACGUACCCAAGGGCCCCAGAUCCAGCAUUUACGGGGCAGGUAGAUCUUCCAGAUGGGGUGAACACCAUCAUGAUCUGAGACCAUACACAUCCCGAGAUUCUUCACCUCAUUCGACUUCUUCUGUUGCAGAAGAUGUGGAAAAUACUCUCAUCCCAAUGGAAGGAACGGACCCACAUACAGGCAUCAAUCCUGGCGAUUCGAAAUUUGAUCUCCAAAUGCAUAAUCAGAGCUACUUAUCACUGCGACAACUCCUGGUCCCUGUUGAUAUCCUGAAAAACUACAGGGUUGUAUACGACCCUGAGUUGGACAAAUCACUCAGCAAAAGCGAAAAGAAAACGAGGCAUCGCAAACUCCAUUUUCAAUCUGCUGAUAUGCAACACGACACUGAUCCGAGGGUCAAGAUUGGAAUACAUCACUACUUGUCCAAGCCACACAAGCUUUCAAAAAAAAUCCCAUUCAAGCAACUCCCAAGAGUGCGCCUCGUAUACGAUAAAGACUCUUUAGGGUCGCCCCCACAGUCUGAAUUGGUGGCGUGGGACCUACCUGCCUCCACUAGUGAGGUAUACCUUCUCAAUUUCAUCGAAUCCUUUGGCAACCCGGUGAAAUCAAUCAAGUUUAUCAACGAUCCUAAAAAUGCUGUACCAUUGGGGAUAGCAACAUUUACAUUCCAAGGAAAUCUAGAAAGGGCGCUGCAACUAGCUAAAGAAUUCCUAAGGAAAGUGAGAUCAGAACCACAGAAAAUAGACGGGAUGGAACUCAAAGUCACACUAAAUGACGCUGCAGAUAAGAUUCUCAAUACGAAAAUGAAACAGGCUCAAGAUAGAUUACUAAGUGAUCACAUCUCGCGUGAAAAGGAGGAAAGGCGAAAACAAGAAGCCAAGAAGAGAAAGGACGCCGAGGAAGAAAAGAUUGCAGUAUCCUCCCCUGCUUCGGAAAAGCCAAGUGAGCCAGUGGAGUCAGACCCGUUGAAAGACUUGGCAAACACCACAACCCUUUCUCAUAAACAUAAGAAUAAGGUCAUAAAGGGUGUAUUUAUACCAUCCGAAUUGGUAAAGUAUGUGAAGGAUAGGCCAUUCUUAUUCAUUAGCCAAAAAUACUUGCCCACCACGAAUAUCUCGACUCAAGAUGUCAAGAAAGUCUUGAUGAAAUACGACUGGACGCGUGUUUUACUAGAUCGAACAGGAUUUUACAUCGUCUUUAACACUUUGAAAGAAUGUCACCGGUGUUUCAUCAACGAGGAUGGUCUUCGGUUUUUUGAGUUCCGGAUGUAUAUGGAGAUGUGCGUGCCUGAGAAUUUCAAAGAGAACAUUACACAUAGCUCAUCGUCGACAAAUGCGGGUAACAAUGAAGUAGAUGAGGCUGUUAACUUGUUGAUUAAGGACUUUCAAAGCUUUUUGGGAAAGGAUAUCCGAGAGCGCAUCAUAGCGCCUCUAAUCCUCGAUCUAUUAAACCCAAACGAUUAUCCAGAACUCAUGAGUGUUCUUAAAGAGCAAGAAAAAGAGAAGGAAGAACAGAGAAGGAAAGUUUUGGAGGCUUCAAAGUUCAAUAAGCCUCCUACCACAAUCUCGCCUCACAGUUUAGUAUCAUCUGGCGUGAAUAGUACAAAGAAGGGCCCUGAUAGCUCACAUGUCAUGAGUUUGCCAAGCUUCUCAAAAAAACUUGGGUCUCUAUCUAAUAACAAGAAGAAAAGAAGGAGUUUGUUUCCUAUGCAGCAUGCUUUGAAUUAUGAUGAUCAUGACUCUGAGGAUUCCGAAGAAGAUGAUUCUAGCAGAGGGACGACCCCAAUACCCAGCUCUAAGAGGGAACUUGAAUCUCCUCCAACGCCUACUGAAGAAGAGCCUCACAAAAGACAUAAGAGUUCUAAACUCAGGGAGAGCCUCUUGUAUGAUGAAACGUCGGAUGAUGAUAUGGAUGUGGGAUCUAAGAGCAGACAUGAACUGGACGAGUCUCGGCUGGCCGAUAUACAGAAAUCUGGUCCUGAAAUGAAACCGGAUAGGCCAAUUGCGAAGCUUGAGAAUGAUCUGAGGUAUGGGUUCACAGAGUCAUCCUGUCCCAAACUUGCCUACGAUGAAGAAGAGCCGCAGGCGGGAAGUAUUUUCGAUUUGGCCAGAUUUAAGCAAAUCAUCAAAGAUGAUGAAGAUCUCGCUUUGGCACGUAAAGUCCUUACAGGCACUGCUCCUUCUGUUAUUGAACAUCCUCAAUAUUGGGCAUGGAAGCAAAAUCAAUCUGCCUCAAGCGCAAUUAUUUCAGAGGAAGAGUCGAUUGGCCUUCUUUCAGAACGCUUGGAAUGUGAUACGGGAUCUUUCAAGAGUCAGGGCUUCAGAAAAAUUGCUGACGCCGACAAGAUUGAGUAUUUGCCACACAGAAAAAAAAUCCACAAGCCACUCAAAACUGUUCAAAACGAUUCGGAGGAAAAUAACACCACAGGAGGAAGCACAAGCAAUGCGAAUAACAAUGUGCAAAGCUCACGUGUUAAUAGAGCAAACAAUAGAAGAUUUGCCGCCGACAUCAGCGCUCAAAAACAAAUAUUGAGCUCAGAAUCGGAUAUUUUGAACCUAAACGCCUUGAACAAGAGAAAGAAGCCGGUUUCUUUUGCGCGUUCUGCGAUUCAUAAUUGGGGCUUGUACGCCUUGGAGCCUAUUGCUGCAAAGGAGAUGAUCAUAGAAUACGUCGGGGAGAGUAUCCGGCAACAAGUGGCCGAACAUCGUGAAAAAAGCUACCUCAGAACGGGUAUUGGUUCCUCGUACUUGUUUCGUAUUGAUGAGAAUAUUGUGAUCGACGCUACGAAAAAAGGAGGUAUUGCGCGAUUUAUUAACCACUGUUGUAAUCCAAGUUGCACCGCCAAGAUAAUCAAAGUUGACGGAAAAAGAAGAAUUGUCAUAUACGCAUUGAAGGACAUUGAAGCCAAUGAAGAGCUCACAUAUGACUACAAGUUUGAGAGGGAAACGAAUGAUGAAGAGAGGAUCAGAUGUCUUUGCGGAGCGCCUGGUUGCAAGGGAUAUUUGAACUAAAUACAUAUUAGCACAAUCAGUAUCCAUAUAAAGCAAAUGAUUAAACAAUAUGAAAAUCGACAAUUUUUCACUUGGUGCUAUGUAUAUCUCUUCAGCUCAUACUUGUUCGACAACAUUUGAAUAGCUGGGACAGUCGUAGGUUACAUACGAGAUGAUACUUUUCACGCGCACAAUAGAGAGCAGGCAUUUAUCAUUUCCACUCAUCGAUAUUUAUGUGGCGUGAUCUAUCUGUAUCUGAAAUGCAGUAGCACAUAGACUUCUGCCAG